AGCAGCCACCGGCGGCGCCUUCAGUGGCUCGACUGCUCCCGUGCCGCUCCGCUCCACCUAUCUCUCCUGAAGGUCUCACUCGGCCACCACAUUUCCACAAUGUCCGACGAGGAGUACAGUUCGGAGGAGGAGAUGGACGAGGCCCAGAAGGCUGCCGAGGCACGUAGACGCUUGCAGGCAGAGGAGAAGAAGAAGCGGGCCGAGGUGGACCGGAAGAAGGCCGAGGUGCGAAAGCGCCUCGAGGAGAGCUCCGCCGCCAAGAAGGCCAAGAAGGGCUUCAUGACACCGGAGAGGAAGAAGAAGCUCAGGCUACUGCUGAGAAAGAAGGCGGCUGAGGAACUGAAGAAGGAACAGGAGAGGAAGUCCGAGGAGAGGAGGCGAAUCAUCGCCCAGAGGUGCGGCCAGAAGAAGAACACAGAAGGCGCCAAUGAAGCCGAGACCACCCAGGUUUGCCAGUCGUACCAGCAGCGGAUCGAAGAGCUCGAGGGUCAAAAGUGGGACUUGGAGCAGGAGGUUGAGGUUAAGGAUGCCCAGAUCAACGAGCUCAACAUUUCCGUGAACGACCUGCGCGGAAAGUUCAUCAAGCCUACCCUGAAGAAGAUCUCCAAAUACGAAAACAAGUUUGCCAAGCUUCAAAAGAAGGCGGCAGAGUUCAACUUCAGGAACCAGCUCAAGCAGGUCAAGAAGAAGGAGUUCACGAUGGACGACGACGACAAGGAUGUCAAAGAGAAGGCGGAGUGGCAGCAGAAGAAGGCCGUCUAGUGUGUGUGCCCGCCUCUGUCUGUGUCCCAAUCGCCUGCCUGUGCUUCUCUGGGCUGUCAUGUGAUCUGUCGGUACUGAUCAUAAAUUGGGGGGCGACUCCGGGUGCUCACCGGUCGGCGGCGCGUCCGAGGUGGCCGGCCGCGACACACCGUGCCCGCCCGCCGCUCGGUGGGGUCGCUAUGUUGGACCGCCGGUCGGCCAGCGGUCCGCCGUGCCGAACCCCCGGUCGGCCAGCGGUCCGCUGCGCCGAACCCUCGGUCGGCCAGCGGUCCGCUGCGCCGAACCCUCGGUCGACGGAUGGCCAGGGCGUGCAUCCCGUUACUGAGCUGGCGAGCGGACAGUCCUGUCAGCUUUGCUCCAUCGCUCGUGUAUAUCACUGUUACUAUUCUGGCACGUUUCUGCCCCGGAAGCGAAAUGUCACCAAACAGUAAUAAACCAAAAGUAACAUCGCG
This is a messenger RNA of Pollicipes pollicipes, 1214 nucleotides long. RefSeq names its product troponin I. Lineage: Eukaryota; Metazoa; Arthropoda; Thecostraca; Pollicipedomorpha; Pollicipedidae. The record is from RefSeq and is a predicted model, not a curated record. The transcript has 10 exons. Gene Ontology annotation, biological process: muscle contraction. Bases 100 to 762 code for a protein of 220 amino acids. Gene Ontology annotation, cellular component: troponin complex.